This is a messenger RNA of Labeo rohita (rohu), 1378 nucleotides long. RefSeq lists its product as uncharacterized. The transcript is spliced from 8 exons. The record is from RefSeq and is a predicted model, not a curated record. Lineage: Eukaryota; Metazoa; Chordata; Actinopteri; Cypriniformes; Cyprinidae. Bases 476 to 1378 code for a protein of 300 amino acids.
UUUAGGUUGCAGUGAUGUUCUGUCUCUUAUGAUUUAAUAUUCAAUAUUUAUUUAAUAAUUACAGCAAACAAUUGUCAGAUCAAUGAACAAAUGAAUCGAUUGUCUGCUUUUAUGCAUCAAACAAGUAAACAUAAGUAAACACUUAAUAAAGUCGCCACUGAGUGAAUAAAUAUGUCCACAGUAUUAAUUUUGAUAUCAUGAUCUAGUCUUUCUUUGAGCCUAUUAAUAGUACAGUUAUUUUUUUGGCACAUUUACUUUUACUAAACUACCUUUCAUCUUUAGUAUGAGUUUGAGCACAAAAUAUGCCCCAUAUCUGCUCUCUGUUAGUGUAUUUGAAUUGUAUUGUACAUGUGGUCACAUGAUCUACAUUCAUCUUCAUAGAACUGACUGCACAAUGCAUUAAAUACUUCCUGUGGUCUGAUGUGCUACUUCCUAAUUCACCCAUUGCCUCAUUCUGUCUCUCACAUUUGCUGUAAUGGAGUUGUUUGUUUUCAUAGUUUUUCAGCUUCUUAUUGAGGUUCAGUCUUAUGAACCUCCUACUGUAAAAGUAUCUCCAGAUGUCAUAAGAGAGUCCAGCUCAGUGAAGAUCAGCUGUGAGACGCCAGAAGAUGUUACAGUGAAUCAGUGUUAUUUCUACCCAAACAAAGAAAAGAAUCAAACAAAAAACAAAUGGGACUGUAUACUUAAGCUCACUGGUGCUGAAGUGUUCAGAUGGGCAGCUGUAAAAUCACCUGGAUCACUCAACAUUUACUGUUACUACACAAUAUAUGUGAAUAAUGAAUCAUUACCUCACUCUCUUCCUGCCACAGUGACAGUUCUAGCUCUUCCUGAGGCCAAGUUGAGUGUAUCUGCUUCAGUGAUUCUGGAAACAGACACAGUUGAGCUGAGCUGUGAGAAUACUGAAGAUCUGAAGAUGAAGAUAGAGAUGUGUGUCUUUAUCAUAAAUGGAAGAGAAAGUAACUCAAAACUGAGCUCAUCAUGUCAGCUCUCACUCACUGGAUCUCAGAUCAGUAUUUGGUCUGGAGAUCAGAGUUCAUCUGUGACAAUAACCUGCUUCUACACUGUGAUGAAGAGGCGAACUCAAAUUCCAUCUAAUCACUCUGAUCCAGUGAUAGUAACAGUUGAAAUUUCAAAAUCAACCACCACUAAACAAACUACUACAACAGCCAUUAAAACCACUUUAGCUGUAAUGUUCGCUUCUGAAACCACAACAUACAACAAAACUGGCCUUCAUUCUACGACAAACCUGUCAACAAGCAAGACAAAUGAAACCAUGAUUUCCACUACAAGCUCCACACUUCCUGGUGACAGCAAAAUAUCGGAACAUAAUUCAACAGAAACACCCACUCGCGCUUCAGAAAUGGACACAUGUGAAUAG